GGCCUCGCAAGUGUGCAGACAUCGGACACAGAUUGGGCAAAAACAUGACUCAUUUUCUCCAGUCUCCCUUGCUCAUAUCUGCUCUCACCUUCCCAAAGCGGCUUGUCGGAUCCUUCUCUCCCACUCUACUUCUUCACCGUCAUACAAGAACAAAACCCUUCUGCUCCGACAUGUCGGCCACGUCAUCAACUUCCCUAACUCACUGCAUCUCCUUGCCGACUCAACUCGGUCAACCCGUCCAAAUCGUUGCUGCCCCUGGCCUGUCCGAUUCCGAGUUCAGGAGUGCUAUUGAGUCAUCUUUAUUUAGACAAUGGUUAAAGAAUCUGGAGAGUGAAAGUGGGAUUUUGGCUAAUGGAGACAUGACUUUAACUCAUGUCCUUAUUCAGGGAGUUGAUAUGUUUGGAAAGCGCAUUGGCUUCCUUAAAUUCGAAGCUGAUAUUAUUGAUAAAGGAACGGGAAAGAAGGUUCCAGGUAUAGUAUUUGCACGAGGACCCGCUGUAGCCGUACUAAUUCUUUUGGAGUCAGAGGGCACGACAUAUGCUGUUCUCACUGAACAGGUUAGGGUCCCUACUGGGAGGCUUGUUCUGGAAUUGCCUGCGGGAAUGUUGGAUGAUGACAAGGGUGAUUUUGUUGGCACUGCAGUUCGUGAGGUUGAGGAGGAGAUCGGUAUUCACUUGAACCUAGAAGAGAUGGUUGACCUCACAGCCUUCCUUGAGCCAUCUACUGGAUUCAAAGUUUUUCCUUCUCCGGGAGGGUGUGAUGAAGAAAUUGGACUUUUUCUGUACAGAGGGCAUGUUGAUAAAAACAUUAUUACACAGCUGCAAGGAAAAGAAACAGGUCUUCAUGAACGUGGUGAGCUGAUCAAGGUUCGCGUCGUUCCUUUUGAGAAACUCUGGCGCAUGACACCUGAUGCAAAGACACUCAUGGCAGUUGCUAUCUAUGAAAUGGCUAAGAAAGAAGGAUUAUUACCACAGAAAUCUUAACCUGCCAGCAUCUAGUUACAGGCUUCCUUUUUUCUGGUUUGAUCAUUCAUUUUGAGAUCAUGGAAUCAUGGGUAACUAUUGUCCUAGAAAUCAAGUUAUUAUUUAGCCUGUAUAAAGAUGCGUAAAACUGUCCAAUGCAGCAUAGAUUGUGUAUUAACAUUGAAUUUAUCCAAUAAUAUUUCUAGUUCAUAGUCAUUGAGACA
This is a messenger RNA of Durio zibethinus, 1186 nucleotides long. RefSeq names its product nudix hydrolase homolog 14 (gene NUDX14). Gene Ontology annotation, molecular function: ADP-ribose pyrophosphatase activity; ADP-glucose pyrophosphatase activity. Gene Ontology annotation, biological process: ribose phosphate metabolic process; nucleoside phosphate metabolic process. The record is from RefSeq and is a predicted model, not a curated record. NCBI's taxonomy places the organism in Eukaryota, Viridiplantae, Streptophyta, Magnoliopsida, Malvales, Malvaceae.